AUGUCUUUAGUUAGGGUCAUAGCUCUGGAGAAAGACCUUAGGAAGCUGCUGGUCAGGCUACUGGUUCUUUUCGAGCCAGGGAAAUCACGGCCGCUGUCACCUUUGGACCCUUUGAGCGGGCUUGUACAGCAAACGGAGCUACUACGCUCAGCUGUAAAAGAGAUAAUAUGCAAGCAUGGUGAGAUAGAACAGUUGCUGUCUGUAGAAUCAGGCGGAACUGCAGAAGAGAAGUUUCAAGCAUGGCUUAAUGAACCAAAGUUACUGGGGUGUUACAGCACUCUUAUGAGCGGGUUGUUAAAGCUGCUGUUUUGUUCGAAUGUCACGAUGUAUCGGUUUUCGAUUAACACCGACUUCACCAACACAGUAAUUCGUGCUUACAAACUGCUACGCGAACUGUCUUUGAUUAGCAGCGUGUCAAACGCGCAAUUACUUUCCAUUAUUCACUCCUUCGAGUGCCAUUUCAAAACACACUGGAAUACGAUAAAUUGUACCUCCUACCAUUUCGAAAACGUGAGAGAUCUAUUGUCUCAUGGUCAUGACAUUGUCUGUCCUCCUCUUUUAAAUCUCUCUGAAGUCAUAAAAAGAGAUUAUUUCCGAUUAACAAUUGCAAAGUUCAAGUAUUCGAACAUCCUGGUUGAGCUUUUUCAACUCUCCAACGGAGAGCUAGCUGUUUUCAAAGUAAACUGCGGAAAGUUGCCACACACCAUUGAUUCCGUGAAAUCAUUGCUUGAUGAGCUUUCGCUAUCUUACAAAGGAAGAGAAAGCGAACUUGGGAGAAGUCUCUUAUUUCCAACGUUGAGAAAGGACGACCUUGAUAUUUUCGCCGAGAAUCAAGGUAAUAUCGAGUUAAAAACUAAAACGGGAAAUGGAGUUGUCCUCAAAUUGAGUCCUGUCGACCCUACCCAAUGGGACACUCACUGGAAACUAUUUUUCUACAGUUUGUUUUCCACUUCCUCUACGUAUGUUGAUUCUACUGGCUUGAGUUAUACCCAUAUGGCAAAGUCAGCCCAUCCUUAUCAAAACUUCAAAUUGAAACACGACAAGCUUGACUCUUUAAGACCAGAAGGCAAUAAGGGUUUAGCGAUGGAGUUACCUCGUAAGCCUCAGUCUUCCAUAUCAAGGACUAUGUCGCCAAGAAACAAUGGAGAGACUUUAUUGCACAAAUCAAAGCCAUUGAAAUCGUCAGUGAUUUCUGAUACAUUUGACAAAUCUCCCAGCUUUUCUGAAAUUGAAAAGCUCAAUUGCGAUAAACUCCUAGAACUCGACCGGAGUAUCAAUAUGACGCAAUCUCCUGUCUUGGAAAUGGAAGCUCUAACUCCUAAGCUAGAGAAUUUUAAGAAGGUGCGCUCCUCUUCUUCGAUGGAAGUUGCAGAUUUUUCACUAGGGGAAUAUGCAGAUGACGGCGAGAGCAUUAUUUCUGUAGACGAUUCAGAAGAACCUAAAGAUCAAGCUGUUUUUGAUUUAGAAUCUGAAUACGUCAGACCAGAGCUUGCGAAAAGAAAGUCAUCAUCACUAUUGAGUCUUUUCAGCGCUAACAAGUCCAAAACAUCUCUAAAAAAUAAGAAAAAUCUGACACUAAAUCUCUCAUCUACUGAUUCAAGCUCUAGUUUGUUUGCUCUACCCACGCCCGUCUCCUCAACACCGACCCCUACUUCUGCCACGUCGUCAGAUGUUCAAUAUUGUGAAUUGCCAAACAACUUGGAGCUCAGUUCUUCUACUUUGCUUCAUGAAUUCGACGUAAAAGUCUCUUAUUGGUCGAGAAAUGCUUGGCACUUACUUUCCAAAAACUGGUUACUAGCGAGCAUUUAUGAAACUAACAAAUCAAAACUAAUAUUGGCAAUUUCUGACUCAAAAGUGAGGGACAAAAUAGUCUUAUGCUCAGCUAUUUCAGCUUCGUGGAAAUUAAACAGAUCAACUGCACAAGAUAUUCAAAUACGGAUCCCAAGAGGCGAUUAUAUCUCUGCUUCGUUUUCCACGGAAGGUACAAUGAUGAGUAUAAGAUGUCCCCAAGUGGAACAACUAAUGAAUUCAUUUUACCAUUGCAUACGCCAUAGCACUUCGCCUAAUCUCAUGCAACAUUCCUAUACUCAAGGUACACUUUCUACCACAUCUAGUACCUUUAGCAUGCUGGAUCGCGAUGUGACUCGGUCCGAUACCAAUUCAACUGCCCUUUCUUCUGUUUUACAGGAAAAUAUCUCAGAAACUAAAGAAAAUUUGGUCUCUUUAUUACUCCUGUCUAAUGUGAAGGUGAGAAUGCACAGAAAAGAUCCAGAGUAUGGUUGGACGUUGUUUAAUAAGGGAAAAUUAGAUCUCUCAUCGCUGGAAAUGAAAGGGACUGUUGUGGCAGUCAAAUUUGAACUCCUACAUGACCGUAAGAAUAAAUGUGAAUAUCAGAGUAAGUUGGAGGCUAUUAGAAGAAUUGGUAGAACUGGCCUUUCUUUUGUUGAUUUCCAGGGUGAGUACCUGAUUGAAUUCAAGAACCAGGAAGUUGCUGAUAGUGUCUUCAAAUUAGUUACUUCCCUGAUCUAG
This is a messenger RNA of Lachancea fermentati, 2529 nucleotides long. The record is from the annotation of a GenBank genome assembly. Lineage: Eukaryota; Fungi; Ascomycota; Saccharomycetes; Saccharomycetales; Saccharomycetaceae.